This is a messenger RNA of Trichomycterus rosablanca, 2505 nucleotides long. RefSeq names its product protein phosphatase 1, regulatory subunit 9Ba (gene ppp1r9ba). Lineage: Eukaryota; Metazoa; Chordata; Actinopteri; Siluriformes; Trichomycteridae. Gene Ontology annotation, molecular function: actin filament binding. Bases 107 to 2473 code for a protein of 788 amino acids. The record is from RefSeq and is a predicted model, not a curated record. The transcript is spliced from 11 exons. Gene Ontology annotation, cellular component: dendrite; actin cytoskeleton; cytoplasm. Gene Ontology annotation, biological process: actin filament organization; calcium-mediated signaling; neuron projection development.
CGGGACAUCGAAUUUACCUUUCUAAAGAGGAGCAGGAUGGGGCAGAGUUAUGCAAAGGCAGGGGGAUAUGACGUUUCAGCCACUCUCAACUGCUGUUUAAUUAAUCAUGAUGAAGACCGAACCCCCAUCUGCAGCCAGUGGCAGCACCACCAACCCUCUCGCAGCUCGGAGCGCAUCGCCACACAGGAAUGCAUACGAGGCAGGAAUUCAGGCCCUCAAGCCUGUCAAAGACCCCGACGCUGCUAAAGGUGAGGAUGGCAAGGAGGGAAAGCGACCUUCAGGUAGGGGCCGCAGGUACGGCUCCAACGUCCAUCGAAUCAAGAACAUGUUCAUGCAAAUGAACUCCCCGGGGGAGGAAGAGGAUCCAUCGAAGGUGAAAGAUCAAACCGUGAGGCUCUCCCUGCCAAGAGCCAGUAGUCUGAAUGAAAACGUUGACCACAGCGCGUUGCUCAAGCUCGGCAGCACCGUCUCCGAUCGCGUGAGUCGCUUAGAUGGAAAAGCUGAAGGACCCGGUAACUAUGGACCUUCCUCAGGAUCCUCCAAGCUGCAGGAGACACGCAAGAUAUUCGAGCAGCGCCACCUGCAGGAGAAGCAAGCCGCCACCAACCGCAUCCUGCUGAAAAAGGAGCGCGCCUCGGGCUUCCAGGACGGUCGCCUGGACGUCGUCGUACGAUUCAACGGAAGCACGGAAUCCCUCGACAGGCUGGAUACAGAUGGCGGGCCUGUUGAAGCGGUGUCGCCCACAGUCAGCCAGCUGAGCGCGGUGUUUGAAAAAGCAGAAUUGCGCAACAAUAUCCAUCGGCCUUCCUCGACAUCGCUGCUGCCCUCUCGGCCCAAGACCAUCCCCAAAAAGGUGAGAACGUUGUCACAGUCGGGAAGCCUAGAAAAUGACGCGCAGGCCAAGGAACAAGAAGCUACCACCGAUAGUCCCAAAAAAACACAAAGCAACAGCGUCAACGCGUCUUCAGAGACGGACACGAAGCAGUUAAAUGAACUUGAGGACUCGACAGAUUCAAGCACAGUCAAGGAGGCCAUUUCUCCGGACGCUGGAGGCAGACUGGUGCAGGCAGAGGUCCAUGCUUCUCUGGAGAAUGGGGAGGCCGAAAACGAACAGACAGACAAAAGCUGGCCGACCCCAGGAGACACCAGUCCUCAAGAAGAUGUGGCAGCUGAGGAAGAUCACCUCAGGGAGGAUUACUCUGAAGCUGACCUGAUAGAUAUUAGCGCCUACAGUGGAAUAGGUGAGGACUCUGGUGGGAGUCAGCUGGAUGAAGAUGAGGAGGCAGAUGAUGACGAUGCUUACGAACCGGAAUCCAGCUGCACGGAAAUCCCAGGACUCCCGGAUGAAGAUGAGCCUCCGACCAGCAGGAAGAUCUGCUUUAGCUCUGGACCUAUAAAGGUGUUCACCACAUACUCCAAUGAAGACUACGACAGACGUAACGAUGACGUGGACCCAAUGGCAGCCUCAGCCGAGUACGAGCUGGAGAAGAGAGUGGAGAGGCUGGACCUUUUCCCCGUGGAACUGGAAAAAGAUGGUGACGGGUUAGGGAUCAGUAUUAUUGGAAUGGGUGCCGGUGCAGACAUGGGUCUGGAGAAACUUGGAAUCUUUGUCAAGACUGUGACAGAAGGAGGUGCUGCUCACCGUGACGAAAGGAUCCAGGUGAAUGACCUGAUAGUGGAGGUAGAUGGCACCAGUCUGGUUGGUGUGACACAGAAUUUUGCAGCAUCUGUUCUAAGAAACACCACCGGCACUGUCAAGUUUAUAAUUGGACGGGAGAAGCCAGGCGAGCAGAGUGAGGUGGCCCAGCUGAUCCAGCAGACACUGGAACAGGAACGAUGGCAGAGGGAGAUGAUGGAGCAGCGCUAUAACCAGUACAUGGAGGAGGAUGAAGAGGGGGGCGAGUAUGGCACGGAUGAGGAUGAGGAGAUGAGCCCCAUGUUCCCUAAUGCUAUCGAGGUGUUUGACCUAGCUGAAGGCGAAGACAUGCUCUCUCCGGUGGAGAUGGACCCAGAGAAGCUCACCCACAAGUUCAAAGAGCUCCAGAUAAAGCAUGCUGUAACUCAGGCUGAAAUCCAGCAACUGAAAAGGAAGCUGGCUCACGCGGAGCAGGAGAAGCUGCGCUGGCGGAUGGAGAAAGCACAGCUGGAGCAGACGGUACGGGAGACGAAGGAGCGCAUGGAGAAGCUGGAGGGCUACUGGAUGGAGGCUCAGAGCCUGUGUCAGGCGGUGGACGAGCACCUCAAGGAGACGCAGGCCCAGUACCAGACACUGGAGCGCAAGUACAGCAAAGCCAAACGCCUCAUCAAAGAAUACCAGCAGAAAGAAAUAGAGUAUCUGAAGAAGGAGACGGCACAGAGACGCGCACAGGAGGAAACGGAGGCCGACCACAAGGAGGAAACAGACAGCCUCCAGGGAAAGAUUACAGACCUGGAGACGAAGGUGGGCGCACUGAAGAGCUCAGACCCCUCCUAAACAUCCACAGGAACGAGAGAGAUCGAGGAGGA